Messenger RNA from Corvus hawaiiensis (hawaiian crow), 5973 nucleotides. RefSeq names its product aminoadipate-semialdehyde synthase (gene AASS). The record is from RefSeq and is a predicted model, not a curated record. Gene Ontology annotation, molecular function: saccharopine dehydrogenase activity. Gene Ontology annotation, cellular component: cytoplasm. The coding region runs from base 658 to 3573 and encodes 971 amino acids. NCBI's taxonomy places the organism in Eukaryota, Metazoa, Chordata, Aves, Passeriformes, Corvidae. The transcript is spliced from 23 exons.
UCACAUCUUUUAAUUGCAUAAGUAUCUGAAGGCCUUAGGCUCCUGGGUACUUGAUGCUGGACCUGACAGCGUCCCCGCAGAAGUAAACAGUAGGCUUCACUGGGAGUGAAGAGGAUGAGAUAGAAAAUAAAGGGGUUUUCCUCUGCAGGUCCUAGGAAUCUGUCCAAGUGAAGCUUUUCCACUUUGCAGAAAAUUUGUAUUAGGGAGAAACCUGUUGUUCCUGGCCACACAUAUGCUGACUGCUAGGCGGUAGUUAAGGUCUUGGCCUUAUCUUCCAUUUUUUGCCUGUGUAAGAAUUAGCUAUGUAAAAAUACUUAGUGUCGGGCUUUCUCUUUUAAUCAACUGCUUGCCAUAUAGCCUGUAUUCUGCUUUUUUUCUGUGUGUUUGUUACUUCUGACUGUUCUUGAUGCAAGUUUUGAUGGUCUUUGCAUGUUUAUGGUGGCAAAUGAAUAUAAUUGGUAAUUUUAAGUUUCCAGAAUUCUUUUAAAGCCUUGUAGUUAAAAAUUUGCUGAAUAGGACACAUUAAAAGCCUUCCUUUUCAGUAAUCAAAACAACUAGUAAAAUUGAAAAUUUGUAAGGACACCUCAUCAGAUCAAGAUGCAACAAAGUUAAUGGAAAUUGAAUUAAUGUCUCACAAAAGUAAGGUGUAACUAGAGUAUGAAGUAUCCGGAUUGUGUUUUACAGCAGAUGCCAAAGGAGACCAGAACUUUUGCACAAACAUUGUCUGAAUUGUACAUGUACCUGUAUUAUUUUAUUACUUUGUCUUUGCUGCCAUCAGGCUUUACCAUGCUCCGAGCCUUUAGUCACACGAAUGGUAGGUGUGUGUUCCACCAUGCUAAGUGUUGGCAUCAUCGUAAGUCUGUGCUGGCAAUCAGGAGGGAAGAUGUCAAUGCAUGGGAAAGAAGAGCACCUCUAGCACCAAAGCAUGUUAAGGAGUUGACAAAGAUGGGAUACAAGGUCUUGGUGCAGCCGUCAAACCGGAGAGCCAUCCAUGAAAGGGAGUACAUCAAAGCAGGUGCCAUUAUUCAAGAAGAUAUUUCUGAGGCUUCUCUGAUAAUAGGUGUGAAGAGACCUCCGGAGGACAAAUUAAUCCCCAAAAAGAACUAUGCCUUCUUCUCUCACACUAUUAAAGCCCAAGAGGCAAACAUGCCCCUUUUGGAUGAGAUUUUAAGACAGGAAAUUCGACUGUUUGACUAUGAAAAAAUGGUUGAUCAUAAAGGAAUGCGAGUUGUGGCCUUUGGAAAGUGGGCUGGUGUAGCAGGAAUGAUCAACAUUCUGCAUGGGUUGGGUUUACGAUUUUUAGCCCUGGGUCAUCACACUCCUUUCAUGCACAUUGGGAUGGCACAUAACUACAGGAAUAGCAGUCAGGCUGUGCAGGCAGUACGGGAUGCCGGGUAUGAAAUUUCACUGGGACUGAUGCCAAAGUCAGUGGGGCCCUUAACAUUUGUGUUUACAGGCACUGGUAAUGUUUCUAAGGGUGCUCAAGAAAUGUUCAGUGCUCUCCCAUGUGAGUUUGUGGAACCACAUGAGUUAAAGGAAGUUUCCAGAUCUGGAGACCUCAGGAAAGUCUAUGGAACAGUGUUAAGUCGUCACCAUCAUCUUGUAAGGAAACGUGAUGGACUGUAUGAUCCAGCAGACUAUGAUAAAAAUCCAGAAAAUUACAUUUCUCGCUUUCACAUUGAUGUUGCACCCUACACAACUUGUUUAAUUAAUGGCAUAUACUGGGAACAGAAUACUCCUCGCUUACUGAGUCGGCAGGACACUCAGAAGCUGCUGGUGCCAGUUAAAUCUGCUGCUGCUGCAACGGACGGCUGUCCUGAACUACCACACAAACUUCUGGCGAUAUGUGACAUUUCGGCAGAUACUGGAGGAUCUAUAGAAUUUAUGACUGAGUGUACAACAAUUGACAACCCAUUUUGUAUGUAUGAUGCUGACCAGCAUAUUACUCAUGACAGUGUUGAAGGCUCAGGGAUUCUGAUGUGUUCCAUUGACAAUCUGCCAGCUCAGCUUCCUAUAGAAGCAACAGAGUAUUUUGGGGAUAUGCUUUUCCCUUAUAUUGAAGAGAUGCUGUUAUCAGAAGGCUCAGAACCUCUUGAAAAACUGAAUUACUCACCUGUUGUUCGAGAUGCUGUGAUUGCAUCCAAUGGCGCACUGACACCUAAGUAUCAAUAUAUCCAGAAACUGAGAGAGAGCAGGGAACAGGCUCAGUCACUGAAGAUGGGUGAUGAGAAGAGGGUUUUGUUGCUUGGAUCUGGCUAUGUUUCUGGGCCUGUGCUUGAAUAUCUCACUAGAGAUUCCAACAUUGACAUCACAGUUGUAUCUGUCAUGAAGGAGCAACUUGAACAACUGACAAAAAAGUACAGAAAUAUUACUCCAGUUCAUAUGGAUGUCCUUAAGAAUGAGGAAGAGCUGUCCUCUUUGGUGAAGAAACACAACCUUGUGAUCAGUUUGCUGCCUUAUUCAGCACAUCCUUUUGUUGCUAAGAAAUGUAUUGACAACAAAGUGAACUUGGUAACAGCCAGCUAUUUAACACCAGCCAUGAAAGAACUUCAGGAGAGUGUAGAAGCUGCUGGUAUUACAGUGGUCAGUGAAAUGGGUUUGGAUCCUGGUCUUGACCAUAUGUUGGCAAUGGAAUGUAUUGACAAGGCGAAGGAAGUUGGUGCUACGGUUAUAUCGUACACUUCUUUCUGCGGUGGCCUACCAGCUCCAGAGCACUCUGACAAUCCUCUGAGAUACAAGUUCAGCUGGAGUCCACAAGGAGUGUUGCUGAAUACAGUUCAGCCUGCUACGUAUUUAAAAGAUGGAGAGAUUAUCAAUAUUCCACCUGGAGGAGCGUUACUGGAUUCUGUUACUCCAAUGGACUUUUUCCCAGGGUUAAACCUUGAAGGUUUUCCUAACAGAGACAGCACAAAAUAUGCUGAGCCAUAUGGUAUUCAGACAGCUCGCACUUUACUGAGGGGCACCUUAAGAUACAAAGGAUACUCCAGAACUAUGGGAGGCUUUGUAAAACUAGGGUUAAUUAACCCAGAUCCUUAUCCUUUACUAAGGUCAACUACACCACCUCUAACCUGGAAAGAGCUCAUGUGCAAACUGGUUGGAAUUAAGUCACCUGCUGAGCACCAUGUUCUUAAAGAAGCUGUAUUUAGCAAACUGGAAAAGGACAAAAAUCAGCUGGAAGCAGUGGAAUGGUUAGGUUUAUUGGGAGAUGAACCGGUUCCAGCAGCAGAUUCCAUUGUAGGGGCUCUUGCAAAGCACAUGGAGAUGAAACUGCCCUUUGGCACUGGAGAGAGAGAUAUGAUUGUUAUGAGAAGUGAAAUAGGUCUCAGGCAUCCUUCUGGUCAUUUGGAAGACAAAUUUAUUGAUCUGGUUGUCUAUGGGGAUAACAAAGGAUAUUCUGCAAUGGCUAAAACAGUAGGAUACCCCGCGGCUAUUGCUGCUAAAAUGGUUCUAGAUGGUGAAAUAACUGCCAAAGGCAUGGUCAUACCUCUGACAAAGAAUGUUUAUGGGCCAAUACUUGAACGUGUUCGGGCAGAAGGCAUUCUGUACAGUACUCACAGCGUUAUCAGACAGUAACUGAAAGCAGUGGAUUUAAUCAAGUUUUGGCUUUUUUUGGUUCCCCCACCUCCUUCUGGAAUCUCAGUUUGGACCAGCUAAAGGCAGCACUUGCCAUUUCAUAUGCAAAUGUUGCCUUCCAUAAAACCUGCCACCCGGCUUUAAUGUAGAAACCAUAGAUACUCACAAAUGGUGAUGUUUUCCUCUUAAAAUUGUUAAUCUUUCAUGUACAUGUUUCAGCAUCAAUCGGAUCUUUCCUUUUAUUUUUUCUAAAAUAUCUCAGAAGGGCUUUUUUUUUUUAGAGUUUAUCUUCUAAGUGUAUAGGGUUAUUAUUGUGACAAAUUUAAGCUGAAAAAAAUCUAAUAGUGGAUUAUUUUGUGGUGGAAAAGUCUGGGUAAUGAACUCUAUUGAUGAAGUUUGAUUGUUCAUGUGGUAAAAAUAAUUUUUCCAAAAAAUUGAGAUGAAAAUGAUACUUAAAAUUUAAGUCUGGUCGUCCCUUUCACUUUAGCAAUAUUAAUGAGCGUUUUCACAAUAACAAUAUGCAAAAAAUAGUUUAGAAAUUCUGCACUACUAACAAAUAAGAUCCUUUUAAAUCUUGAAAAUGUUCAGUUCUUAAACAUUUGAAACCUAUCUUAAUAUUUUUUAAUCACUUUAUAAUGAAUGUAAAUUUAAAUUAAUUGGAGGAGGGAGGAAGAUUAGAGCAAGCUUCCCCCCACACCCUUUCUUAUUACAGAGUGGAAGCUGGUUGCAAUAUAUUGAAAUACCUGCUGUUACAUGUUGCCUUGUGCUGUGGAGAGAGCACAUUAGCAUUGAGCUCUGCAGCUAGGAAGGGCAAUCUGAAAUACAACACAGUUAAUGUGCCUAGAAGAUGCUCCAAAUGACAUGUUUACUCUUCCCACUUCUACUGCAUGCCUCAUCCAGUUUAAGUACUGUUACAAAGGGAAUACAUUGUGUAGUAUAUGCAGCUUUGAAAUGCACUAGGUUUAGAGGUUUAAAUUGCCACUUUUUGAGUUAGCUUCAAGGUUUUGAAGCGUUCACUUGGGAACCUAUGCCUACUACUCAGUACAGUGCCACUUUAGACUGAUGGAGUAUAACAGCUCAUUUGCUGCUGAGUGCUGUGCUGACAGAUGUGUCAGCCCUGCUCUAGCUGCAGUUUAGCCACAUCAGUCCAGAACUGAACUUUAGCCCUAGUGCAGCUUCUCUGCAACAUAGCACCAGCUGCCUCCUUUCGUUUCAGGGCUGCUUCUCUGGCUUUUGCUUAGGGAUUUCUGCACUACCUUUCAAUUAAAGCAUGGCUUAGACUUCACCAGUCAGGUCUGUGAGGUGUAAUGCUGUGGGCAGGUUGUAUUUGCACUGGUACCUGUGCAGCUGCCUAGAGCUUCCCUUUUCUAAAGCUGAAUACUGAUGCAGGAAGCUGUCUGCUUUCAGCUUUGCUCACAAGUGCACUUUGCUGAUAAACGCACAGCCUUUUCCUUCCUGAGAACCAGUGCUGUAAUCACAGUUCUGAGAGGCUGGAAUUCCAGGUGUCGUUUUGCAUGGUAGGAAAAGCAGCCAUAACAAUAAUUCAAGUUUUGAUCUCGAAGUUUUGCUACUCAGGAUUUGGAUUUUCUUUGUGCACAUGCAAUGAAGUAGCAACUGCAACAGAGUUAAGUGAAAGGAGCCAAAGGGAGAAUGGAGAAUGAAGGGAGAAUGUUACUGUGAAAGAGAAGGACUUUUUGUACUGAACCACUGCUUUUGUAAUGUAAUGCCAAAUUUGGAUUCUGUUACAGUGCCAUGCAUAUAUCACACAAAAUUCUGUCUCCACAAAGUUGUUUUGCUUCCCACUGACCUUACAGGCUGUUGGUCUGUUGUCUGGCUGGUAUAUGCAGCUGGGGUAAGGAUGGAGCCUGCAAUGAAUGUUCUGCUCUCUGCUGCCUCCUCCUUCUCCAGGUACAUUAAUGGCCUACAACUAAGGUUUAAAGUUAUACUUGUCUCUGCUGGUUCCUUCCAGUACAGUGUUUGGUGAGACCAGGAUUUUACUUGGGAAUUCUCUGUUCCCUUCCUUAGCCCACAAAUACACAACCACGGAGUUGUGCCUCUGUAUAUAUGCAUGCACCAUACUUGCUUUUCUGCCUUGGAAAUGCAGUAUGAGAUGAAAAUCAGAAUUUUAAAAAAGUAUCUAAUAUUUUUUGACCAUUAAAGAAUGAGCAGUGCAGUGUUUUCUUCAAGAAACACUGGUACUAUUUUUGAAACACUUUAUAUUGGAAUACAUUUCUAUUUCCCAGUGCAAUGCUGCAUUUUGUUUUCUAUGUUUAGACUUAAAUGAGUUUAUUGCCUAUCUUUUUUUAUGAAGAUUAUACUUCUCAGUUCUCUUUGCAUAUUACUGGAAAGAUAAUUGUAUCUUAUACACAAUAUUGCUUGAAAAAUAAAUCUGAAAUCCUC